Molecule: messenger RNA, 2044 nt
Organism: Dioscorea cayenensis subsp. rotundata (Guinea yam)
Lineage: Eukaryota; Viridiplantae; Streptophyta; Magnoliopsida; Dioscoreales; Dioscoreaceae
Product: allene oxide synthase 1, chloroplastic
Exons: 1
Coding region: 287-1819 (510 amino acids)
Biological process (GO): sterol metabolic process
Molecular function (GO): iron ion binding; monooxygenase activity; heme binding
Source: RefSeq, a predicted model, not a curated record
CAUUACCUCACUAUUAUUAUUAUUAUUAUAUUGUUUUCCUUAAUUCACAAAAUACUCCUGGACAUGGUCAUCCAAUCCCCCUAUACUCCACCAAACACCAAACUCUCUCAACCUCCAUCCAAAACCCUACACGUGUCCAUCCCAAAAUCCCAAAUCCUCACGUGAUCCCUGAAAACCCCCACUUCCCUCUAUAAAUCACCACUUCCUCCACUUCCAACCCCCACCAACAAGGCAACAACUCUCACUUCCCAAACCUUUUUCCCCUGCCAAAAAUUUCCUUCCCAAAAUGUCCCUGGCAGUCUCAUCUCUCUCUCCUCAUCAUCCUAACCGUCCGAUCAAAUCCUCCAUCUCCGAACGAUCAGCCACGUCACCCACCUUCUCCUCUCCAUCUCAUCUUCCGAUGAGAAAGAUCCCCGGCGACUACGGCCUCCCGUUCAUCGGCCCAAUCAGCGACCGCUUCGCCUACUUCUACACCCAAGGCCGGGACGACUUCUUCCGUUCAAGAGUCAACCUUUACAAGUCAACGGUGUUCAGAGUCAACGUCCCACCGGGUCCGUUCAUCGCCUCCGACCCCCGCGUCAUCACCCUCCUCGACGCCGCCUCCUUCCCCACCCUCUUCGACACCUCUCUCGUCGAGAAACGCGACCUCUUCACCGGCACUUUCAUGCCGUCGACGACCCUCACCGGCGGCCACCGUAUCCUCUCCUACCUCGACCCAUCCGAACCUCUCCACGCACCACUUAAAAAACUCCUUUUUAACCUCCUCUCAUCUCGUCGCCACGCCGUCAUCCCCGAGUUCCGGCGAACUUUCACCUCCCUUUUUCAAACCCUCGAAACCACCCUCGCCGCCGACGGCAAGGCGGACUUCGGCGACGUCAACGACAACGCCUGCUUCGAUUUCCUCGGCCGCGCGUUGUUCGACCGGGAUCCAAAGCAGACGCCUUUGGGGAGUGACGGUCCGAAGCUGAUAAUGAAGUGGGUUUUGGUUCAACUCGGUCCGUUGUUAACUCUCGGGUUGCCGAGCGUGCUCGAGGAUCUACUGCUCCACUCGUUCCGUCUGCCGGCGGCGUUGGUUAAGAAGGACUACGAGAGAUUAGCAGCGUUCUUCAAGGAAUCAGCAGGGACAGUGCUGGACGAAGCGGUGGAGAUGGGGAUAACGAGAGAUGAAGCAGUGCAUAACUUGUUAUUCGCGAUCUGCUUCAAUGCGUUCGGAGGGAUGAAGAUCUUGUUCCCAGGGUUGAUGAAGUUGCUCGGAAGAGCAGGUGGGAAAGUGCAUGGGAAGUUGGCAGAAGAGGUGAGAAGAGUGAUCGGAAAAGGAGGUGGGGAAGUGACGAUGAAAGGGAUUGAAGAGAUGGAGUUAGUGAAAUCAGUUGUGUAUGAAACGUUGAGAUUGGAUCCACCGGUGCCGGUGCAGUAUGGUAAAGCGAAGAGAGACAUGGUAGUGGAAAGCCAUGAAGCGGCCUAUGAAGUUAAGGCAGGGGAGAUGUUAUUUGGGUAUCAACCAUUUGCGACGAAAGAUCCGAGAGUGUUUGAGAGACCGGAGGAGUUUGUGGCGGAGAGGUUUGUAGGGGAGAAAGGUGAAGGGUUGUUAAAGUAUGUGGUUUGGUCGAAUGGACCGGAGACGGAAACACCGACAGUAGGGAAUAAGCAGUGUGCUGGGAAGGAUUUUGUGGUGUUGGUUGCGAGGUUGUUUGUUGUUGAGUUGUUUUUGAGGUAUGAUUCGUUUGAUAUUGAGGUUGGGACUUCGCCGUUGGGUUCGUCGGUCAAGAUUACGUCUUUGAAAAAGGCCAGCUUUUUGAAGAGGUUUUUAAUUAUUUAAAUAUAAUUGUUGUUUUUAUUUAUUUAAAUAAAAUGGAGAAGGGUAGAUUGGGGAAAUGAUGGUCAAUAAAGGUUGGCAAGGUAAUUAUUGGAACAUGUGAAGGGUCCGAAGGGAUGUUGUUGGUUGAAUCUUUAUUUUUGGAGUAUUUAAUUUGUUUGUAGAGAGGGGAAGUAUUGGUUUUUAUACAUUUAUCGUGGAUUUAAUAAUACAACUUGUUUUCUCCUA